AAGGACUGAGCCAGCACCUCACAAAAGGCACAGGAGAAACCUGCUCUGAUCCUGCCUCUGCUUAUCCCUGUCCAGGAUGAACAUCUCCACACUCUGCCUCUCCAUCAUCCUGGUUGCUGACCUCUUUUCUCAGGCCCUUCCUGCUCCAUUGGGGUCUGACAUGGCUUUAUGCUGCUUCAGCUACAUCUCACGAAAGCUGCCUCAGAGUCAUGUGCAGGAGUAUUUCUACACCAGCAGCAAGUGCUCCCAGCCAGCAGUUGUGUUUGUGACCAGGAAGAAGCGGGAGGUCUGUGCUAACCCUGCUGCCAGGUGGGUGAAGGAAUAUGUGAACAGCCUGGAGCUGCAGUGAACACUGGAAGCUGAGAAGUUCUGCCAGACCACCUGUGAGAGCUUGGCACAGACCUAGAAAUGCUACUGCCAAGCACCAGGACCUGCUGAGCCACCUUGGGACCCUGGAAGUUUGUUUUGCCUUGCAAAGGUGUCAUUUAUCCACAAUAAUUCAGCUACACUUAGGGCAGAUGUGAUGCUGAAGACCUCCCGGCCUUGCAGACCCAUCUUGGGGUGCCCUGCUAUGUGAUGUGGCUAAAUUGAGCCCCACCUUGUGCUUCCACUGCUAGAAUGGGAGGGGGAUUUCAGCCCAGAGCUAUCUGUGGGUUGGAAUUAGGUCUGAGUGCUGUUUUAUAAGCCCAGGAUGAGUUUUCCCCCUGAAUUUUGUAACGGUGCAGUAGAUGCUGUGAGUAAGAUCUGUCCCUAGAGAAGAAGUGGUACCCUAGUUACUUACAGGAUGCUUGUUGGAGAGCCACAGUGUUUAGCCUUAUUCUCAAACUGCUGU
Molecule: messenger RNA, 832 nt
Organism: Pyrgilauda ruficollis (rufous-necked snowfinch)
Lineage: Eukaryota; Metazoa; Chordata; Aves; Passeriformes; Passeridae
Product: C-C motif chemokine 5-like
Exons: 3
Coding region: 77-349 (90 amino acids)
Biological process (GO): G protein-coupled receptor signaling pathway; monocyte chemotaxis; cellular response to type II interferon
Cellular component (GO): extracellular region
Molecular function (GO): chemokine activity; CCR chemokine receptor binding
Source: RefSeq, a predicted model, not a curated record